This is a messenger RNA of Didymodactylos carnosus, 1311 nucleotides long. Lineage: Eukaryota; Metazoa; Rotifera; Eurotatoria; Philodinida; Philodinidae. The record is from the annotation of a GenBank genome assembly.
AUGUUGUACGGAGGUUUUGGUGAUGUUGUGGAAGUUCUUUUCGGAUCAUUGAUCGAUCAACUACCAACAGAACUUUGGCUUCGAGUUUUAAAACUUUUACAUGAACAAGAUAUUCAAAGUUUAAUAUUUACUUUUCCACAAUUUCAACUAUUGAAAAUCGUUUGGGAAUCUCCAGAAACAAGAAGAUUUGUGUUCGAUCCAUCUCGCUCAAAAUAUCUUCCGACAAUCGAUACUCAAUAUGGUAGUCGAACUCUAUUUUCUUUUACUGAUUCGCAAUUUUUCUAUCGUAAUAUCGAUGGAUGUUGUCGAGUAGCGGCCGUUUAUACUUUCUUCUUAUUAGGACAUGGAAAAGAUUCAACAACAUAUAUCGUUCGAUAUGAUAAGAAUACUCAAGAAGUAUAUGAAGUACAAAUGGAAAGAGUCUUAGCAGACGUAUUUUAUAAUAGAAACUGUUAUGGUUCACUCUAUCGCGUCAAACAAAAUGACAAAAAGAAACGUGAGUCAAUUGUUGACUUUGAUCAUAGUGUUAAUCAAACUUAUUUGACCAAUCGACAUCAAUCUCAGUUUAUUGAACAAGAUCUUUUAUCACGUUUUCAUUUUAAGAUGAAAUUUUCACAUUUCACCGAGAGCAACAUUUUUGGUUUUGAAGAUAGUACCAGUUCCGAAAACGAUGAUGAUGAUGGAGGAUUAGAUGAAUCAUUCAUUAGAGUUUAUGAGCGACAACAUACGUUAUGUGACCGCAAGAAUAAGCUUGUUGAUCAUGAUUUUGAUUCACGUGAUCCGCAAUUUGAAAAGAAUCCAGUCUUAAGUUAUUGUGAAAACUUAUUGAAACAAGAUUCAGGCACAAGUCUGUUUCGUAUGAUAUCUGCCAAAGAUCAUCUCAUUGAUCUAGUUCGUCAUUGUCGACCUUCAAAAUGUAAGUUCGGAAAAGUUCGUAAUUUGAUUCGCCAUUACAACCAUCUCGUUUUUGAUUUGGAGACACAUCACUUGACUGUUGAACGCCUGCCUGAUGAAGAUCUAUUUUGUGCAGAUUCUGAUUCUCUUUUACACGACUGUGUUCAAUUGUUACAACGUUCAGUUCCAUCAGAAAAUCCCAUUUUGUAUUGUCGUGUGAAUAUCGAACAAUUAGCCAAAAAAACGAAAGGAAUGAACCAUUCAUCGUGUCAAAGUUCAUAUCUCUCCGUGAACAUUGAUCAAUUUUCAUUUCUUGAUUACACACAUCUGUCGCAUGUACACUUAGCUAUCGCUGAAGAUAGCGGUACGGAUCGUGUCUUUGUCUUGGUCACGUAUGAUGGAAUUGUUGCUCUCUAA